Molecule: messenger RNA, 3072 nt
Organism: Lachancea sp. 'fantastica'
Lineage: Eukaryota; Fungi; Ascomycota; Saccharomycetes; Saccharomycetales; Saccharomycetaceae
Source: the annotation of a GenBank genome assembly
AUGGGACUUCGAAGAAGUGCGAAAGCGCUUGUUCGGAAGGGAAUGACGGUAUUUGCUGGCAAAUACCUUGAAUCUAAAGAAUCAUCACCAUCUCAUCGCAUACAGGAACCGCUGAGGAAAGACAGCGAAUUGGAACGAACUACAACUUGUAAUGAUGCACAAAAUAGAGCCUCCAACCGUAUCGUGGGUUUGGGGUUCUUCUGCAUCUUGUUGGUGGUCAUAGUUAGUGCUAUAACCAGCUUUUCCGGCUCAGACUCUCCACAGUGUCGAUCCAUAUACAUGUACCCAUCGUACGCUCGAAUAGACGGAUUCGAUGAAAGAUACACCAAACUCGCAAAGAAAUACCAUCUGUACCUGUAUCGGGAACAAAAUAAAGAUCGGGACCCCAGCGAAGACGGAAUGAUACAUGUAGAUGGGAUUCCCGUGCUUUUCAUACCGGGAAACGCCGGUAGUUUCAAACAGGCUCGCUCCAUCGCGGCUGCAUGUGCAAACGUUUACUUCGACGAACCGGACUCCAUCGAAAACCCGCACACGAAAAAUUUGGACUUCUUCACAGCGGACUUCAACGAGGAUUUCACCGCUUUCCACGGCAGAACGCUAUUGGACCAAGCCGGCUACUUGAAUGAUGCAGUCUCUUACAUUCUUUCGCUCUACCGCUCGCAAGACCGGGAAUUUGGACCUCCCCCGCAGUCUGUGAUCAUAUUGGGACAUUCCAUGGGCGGCAUUGUCGCAAGAGUGAUGCCCACUCUCAAAAAUUUCAGACCCGAAUCUGUGAACUCCUACAUCACGCUUUCCGCCCCGCAUGCGGCUGCUCCUGUCACAUUCGAUGGUGAUAUGAUGAAAAUUUACGAGCGGAUAGGUCAAUUCUGGACAAGCCAGUUCGAAGAUCCCACCAGCUUCUUUUCGCAAAACAUCUCACUAAUUUCAAUAACAGGCGGUGUCUUGGAUACGGUGCUUCCCGCAGAUUUUACUACUAUCGAAGGAAUAGUACCUUACGAAAAUGGGUUCACCACAUACACAACAACGAUUCCAAAGCUAUGGACCCCCAUUGAUCACUUAGCAAUAGUUUGGUGCGAUCAGCUUCGUAACGUUUUGGCGCAUAUGUUGUUGGAAUCGGUAGAUGUGCGAUCUGCUUCCAAAACGAGGUCCCUAAAUGAAAGAAUGCACCUGUACCGGAAAUGGCUUUUGACAGGACUUGAAAGCUAUACAGAUCAAGACAAAAAGGUCAAUCCAGCGCCAAUGGACUUGAGCUACAUUUUCCAAACUCCAAAAAACUAUAAAAGAGUGAGCAUUAAUGAACAGGAUGUUCUGGUACCCGCAGAUCUAAGUUCGGAUCCAUUAACUCGCAUCUUCACUAUACCAAAAGCUCCAAAAAACCUCCAAUUUUCGAUCUUGACAAGCAUGCAAUCGGUCGAGGUUCUCUUUUGUAUAAGACAACCCCAUUAUAAGGACCAAAAACUAGUAUCUGAAGACGAGACCUCCAAUUGCGUACCAGCAUCUGAAGACUUUGUCACUAUACCGAGAUCUACCUCUAAGAGUCAUUUCCCAUCAGAUUCAUCCUGGGGUACAGACGAAAACUCAUUCAGACUAUUGAAUGUAAACCAAACGACUGUACUCAUCUAUGACUUCAUAGUGAUGAAGGUCGAAACAAGUGAAACAGAAGAUGACUCUUUCGUUGUAUCAGAACUGACCGACAAAGUUACCAAAACAGUGAUUGACGAGAGUCCUUUCAGAGUCCUCUUUAAUGGGAUUUUCAAGCGAAAGAACAGAAAAGUGCCCACAAGUUUGGUAACUAGUUUUGAUUUCACAAACUUGUACUCUUCAAUUGUAUCAUAUCGUGUUGAGACGCAGCACAGCGGAACAAGCGAAUUAUUCCAAACCCUACUUCGGCAAUCAGUGGAGAAGCCAUUCGAAACCAAAUGGCAUGUAAAUCUGGACCAAGGCCCUCAAGACAUCAACUUUCACAACGUGGCUCCUUUUGUCGAAUUGAACUCCACUCACGACAGAUCUUUGAAGCUAAUGUUCAUUAAUCCGCCAGGAGGAGAGAGCCUCAUGAACAUUAGGAUCAAUUGGUCUCUAACGGUGAAAAUGCUUUUGAUUAGGUUCAGACUAUCCAUUGUCGCUUUCACUGUUGGAUUCGUGUCCUUGGUAAUGGCAUAUCAGUUUGUUCAUUACGGGCAGAGCGGUCAUUUUAUUGCAUUCGAUUGCGCGGUGCAUCGGAUUCUGAAGGAGCACUGGAUAGGAAUCUUCACAUUUUUGAGCUUGCUUACACCAUUAGCAGCUUUCAUAGGACUUCCUCAAUUUGCCAUGCUGAUCACCAACAAAACUAGUGGGGGUUCUUCCAGCUCCCUGUCGAAUAACACAGCAUUUUUUCUUGGUACUCGUGAGACUUUCAUGUGGUGGUUAGGGCCGUUUUUCUUUCUCAUGACAGUUUCUUUGGUUUACCUAGUCUACCGCAUUGUGUCCGUCAGCGAGAGCACAGUGACUUGGUUGUUCGGCAAUGCUAAGGAUGGCGGUGAAAUGACUGAAAACAGUCUAGGUGCGAAUGGUGAUACGACCAGUCGCAAUUAUGACGUUAGACAAGCUCUGGGACUUCUCAUCAUUAUCGUGAGUGUUAUAUUCUACAUUCCGUACCAGUUUGCCUUUGUAGUUCUCACCAUUGUGCAGACGCUACAUUGCUUAAAACUAGCGGCCCGUCCAAAAGGAAGCAAAAACGCGGAUCUGGCAAACUUCAACAACUCGAUGUUGAUGUUGAUGCUGUUCCUCGUUCCAAUAAACGCACCGAUAGUGGUAGUGUUCAUGCGCAAUUUUGCCAUCAAAUGGCAAACUCCGUUCCGUUCGCAUCACAAUUUCCUGGCUGUGCUGCCCAUAGUCUUGCUCAUCGAAAGCAACGCCCGGUCUCGAAUGCCCAGGAGGCUUUCAUCUAAGAGAGACUUUGGCAGUAUCGCAAUAGUCGUGUGGUUGUUGCACAUUUCGAUGUACAGCAUCCUUUUUGGAGCCAGAAACCUGUAUUGGCUACACCACUUAUUUAACUGUCUGUGCGCCAUGCUAUUCUUCAAAACGCUCGCUUGA